GCAGAAGUGAUCGUUGUUUUACCGUUACUCAUACUGUCGUGGAUUUGUUCCAAUCUUACAAACUUCCCCUUUCCCCUUUUCCCUCAGCGACUCCUCAACUCUGAUCGGGGCGGAGGUCCCUCACAUCGGCCACCAUCAUGACGCAGAUCCCUGCGGGCAAGUCCACCGGAGGCGUUCUCCAGAUCCCCGUGGCUGCGACUCAGAAGAAUGCCUCUGCGACACCGAAGAAAGCCCCGAAGCCUGCUGCCCCUCGGUUGAAACUCAUUGUCAGACGUCUCCCGCCCGGAUUGACACAAGCGGAAUUUGAGACAGCGCUGGGUCCGGAAUGGAGGAUCGGGGGUGGAAAGGUCGACUGGUUCCAAUACAAGCCGGGCAAAAUAUCCAAAGACCCAGCCAAACCUUCCCGACCCUCGCGUGCCUAUAUCCAUGUCAUGUCCAGCGAUCACAGCAUCCCCCUCUCGAAUAAAGUCCGUCAAACACCCUUUUUGGACGCCCGCAAUACCUCGAAUGACCCCGUGCUUCUGGGCCCCCCGUCUUUGGAAUUCGCGCCUUACGCCAAAAUUGCCGGAAGUCGUUCGCGCAAAGAUGCUCGUCAGGGAACCAUCGACCAGGACCCCGAGUUUAUCGCCUUUCUCGAGAGCCUCACCCAGCCAAUCGCCAAGCCAUCCGCCGUGGAAUCCGCCGAUAAUGAGGACAAAAAGGAGACUGUGACUGUUACACCCUUGGUACAGUACAUCAAGGAGAAGAAAGCCAAUAAAGCCAAGGAGUCCAGCAAAUCCUCCAAACACAAGUCGGACAAGGACUCAAAGGCGGAGAAAUUUCAAGCGAAGAAGCUGCUACAACGGCCCGACAAGGAGGCAAAUCAACCCGCCGCUACGGAGAAACCGGAAAAGAAAUCCAAGUCGGACAAAGCUACCAAGGAGGCUGUGAAAGCGGCAAGCAAGCAGGCCGCCAAUGUCGCUGCCAAGCAGGCCGCGAAGUCGUCACCAGCGCAGAACUCUCCGAAGGAUACGCCACAGCCAGCAACAGAACGGAAACGGGAACGCGGAAGUGUUGCCGCUGCUGCCAAAAUUCUCCAGCGCGACCUCGGGCUCGCUCCGUCUGGUGGUCGCCGAAAAGGUGGCCGAGCCGCUGCCACGGACGGAGAUGCCUCCAAGUCCGAUCAAAGCGGUACUGCAACCCCGGAUACAGGCAAGAAGGAAACGCCCUCCAGACCAUCUAAGGGGACAUCGACGCAGAACAAAAAAGGCAACAAUACCCAACAACCUAGUGAACCAUCCGAAGCAAACACACCUCCAGUCAGUACUACACCUAAACCAACCAAAGCCGCAAAGGGAAAGCAGGCAUCGGCAGGACCGACAGCUACCGCUACCCAAGCAUUUCUCAAGCACGCAAACCCAUCUCAGGGAGUCACCGAACCGCUGCUGGAAACGGCAUUCUCGCCAUUCGGAAAGAUUCUCAAAGUGGAGAUCGAUAAGAAGAAAGGAUUCGGUUACAUUGACUUUGCGGACCCAGACGGGCUUCAUAAAGCCAUCGCUGCUAGCCCUGUCUCGGUCGCCCAGAGUCAGGUCGUUGUAUUGGAGAGAAAGGCCAACCCCGGUGGAGAAAAGGGCCGCGGAAAAGGCCGUGGUGAAGCACAACCAUCUUCCGGAGGUGGUGGCGGCGGCGGCAAUAACAACCGGGGCGGCAAGUCCAACGAAGGCGGUAGUUCCGGAGGCAACUCAUCUCGAGGGCCACGCGGUGGACGAGGGUCCAAGAGCAAGGGAGGCCCCAAGGGAGGCGGAGGAGGAAACAGUGGAGGAAGUGCCGGAAAUGCGAGCAGCAAUCCCCCAGAGAGCAAGGGAAACUCGGAUAGUAAAUGAGCAGUUACGACAUUAUGUAUCCAACGAUAAUACCAAAC
Molecule: messenger RNA, 1900 nt
Organism: Aspergillus sclerotioniger CBS 115572
Lineage: Eukaryota; Fungi; Ascomycota; Eurotiomycetes; Eurotiales; Aspergillaceae
Product: putative nonsense-mediated mRNA decay protein Upf3
Exons: 2
Coding region: 138-1862 (574 amino acids)
Biological process (GO): nuclear-transcribed mRNA catabolic process, nonsense-mediated decay; positive regulation of translation
Cellular component (GO): nucleolus; cytoplasm
Molecular function (GO): mRNA binding
Source: RefSeq, a predicted model, not a curated record